AUGCCGAUCAGAAACAUCGCCGUCGGAACUCCUCAAGAGGCCUAUCACCCAGACACCUUGAAAGCCGGUUUGGCUGAGUUCAUCUCCACCUUCAUCUUCGUCUUCGCCGGUUCAGGGUCCGGUAUCGCAUACAACAAGCUUACCGACAACGGUGCCGCCACUCCCGCCGGUCUCAUCGCUGCUUCCAUAGCUCACGCAUUCGCUCUCUUUGUUGCUGUCUCCGUCGGUGCUAACAUCUCCGGUGGACACGUCAACCCCGCCGUCACCUUCGGUGCUUUCGUUGGUGGAAACAUCACCUUACUCCGUGGUAUCGUUUACAUCAUCGCUCAACUCCUCGGAUCCAUCGUCGCCUCCGCACUCCUCGUGUUCGUCACCGCAUCGUCUGUUCCAGCAUUCGGUCUAUCCGCAGGAGUAGGAGUGGGUCCCGCUUUGGUGUUGGAGAUUGUGAUGACUUUCGGUUUGGUGUACACUGUGUAUGCUACAGCCGUUGACCCAAAGAAGGGUAAUAUUGGAAUUAUCGCACCUAUUGCUAUUGGUUUCAUCGUUGGUGCUAACAUUUUGGUUGGAGGAGCCUUUACCGGAGCAUCCAUGAACCCCGCCGUGUCAUUCGGGCCUGCCGUUGUGAGCUGGAGCUGGGCCAACCACUGGAUCUACUGGGCCGGCCCACUUAUCGGUGGUGGGAUUGCUGGGCUUGUCUAUGAGGUUCUUUUCAUUAACGGCACCCAUGAGCAGCUUCCAACCACUGACUACUAG
Molecule: messenger RNA, 753 nt
Organism: Vicia faba (fava bean)
Lineage: Eukaryota; Viridiplantae; Streptophyta; Magnoliopsida; Fabales; Fabaceae
Source: the annotation of a GenBank genome assembly